This is a messenger RNA of Ectocarpus sp. CCAP 1310/34, 5010 nucleotides long. Lineage: Eukaryota; Phaeophyceae; Ectocarpales; Ectocarpaceae. The record is from the annotation of a GenBank genome assembly.
CGGUGCGCUGACCUCACAUCAACUACUGGAGGUUCACAGGUCGCCUCGGGGUGGCGGCGGAAGGAAAGCGAAGGAACUGGGAUCGCCCCGGGAACACACGCGCGCGACUCUGUUACGUUCUUCUUUACAGCAAUAAAUACACACCGUUGCCGGGCUGAAAACGGUGUCUGGCGGUGUCUACAGCAGUACAUCUUGUCACUGCUCCUUUUGUUUUCUUUCAAAGAGAAUGAAGCUGGCUGGGAGCUACUGCUUCCUGUUGGCUCUGUGCGUCUUCCUUGCCGACCACCUCGCUUUCGCGCAACCUACUGGUGGCCGGGUACCAUCAGCACCUCGAUAUGGCCUAGCAAGAUUCGCUGAGGAGGACGUCAAGGACACGGGCGUCGGACAUGUACAUCCGAUCCCUGAAGACGAACACCAAGUUGAAGAAGAGCUGGUUGAGGUGCUCGAGGCCGAUGAAUUGACCACUGUCGUGGGAGACAUCGAGCUUGGUGACUUGCAAUGUGACAGCCUUGAGGAUGCUGCGGACUCUAGCCUGCUGCGAUUCACGAUGAGCUCUACGGAGACGGUGAUAGCUGAGCGCACCUCCUACACGUCCUUCGACGGCAACGUUCUGCCGGACGGAAACGCGCGCAAGACCUGGCUGGGAGAAGUCGUCGACCCCGAACCCUCCGCCAAUUCCAUCCCCAGGACUGUCAGUAUGACGUGGACGGACCCAUGCGACAUUGAGACUUUCCUCCUGAAGCUCGUGUCACGAAACUCAGACGGCAGCACCUCUAUUGUCACAUCCGUACCGUGCUCCGCUGGAUCCAGCAGCGAAAUUUGCAUGGUGGAGCUCCAAAAGUUCUUCUACGACGAAAGCGACGCUGUGGACACCGCACAAUCCUCUUCAUCAAGCUCCACUUCCAAGUACCAGGGCUCUCGGAUGCUAAACGAACGACGUGUGUCGACGACCUUUAUGGAGGAGGGGUCGCGUUGGUCGCAAGGCAUACCAAGCGACCGCAGCCUGCAGGGCACAACAGUGAUCGACGUCCUGAUCUUUUAUUCCCCGGAGGCCGCCUCCGCAGAGGGCAUCUCUGACGCACAGCUGUUAACCAGGAUUGUCGAAGGCAUGGUGACCUUGAACCAGGCCAUCACAAACUCAGCAAUCGCGGAUUUAGAGUAUCGUCUCGUCCACGUGGCCGAGCUACCGUACAGCCAGAUGACGUACGACCCCAGCGACGACAUCGACCUCGAGCCGGAGCUUGAUGCGUUGGCUGCGGACAGCGACGUGACUGAUCUACGCGACCAAUACCAAGGGGACCUGGUGCAGCUCGUUGGGUACUUCCCGGGAACGUGCGGACGAGGGUAUAUUUUCAACGGUGACGCCGCGUUCGGCUUCUCCCUCGUGGACUCAAACUGCUUCGACAAUUUCUCGCACACCCACGAGAUAGCUCACAACAUGGGGUGCUACCACGACAGAGAAAACUCCCUCACGCAGGAUGACUACCGCCACGGGUACCGGUACUGCGAGGGCGCCGAUCCCUACCGCACCAUCAUGUCGUACUACCUAAACGGUUGCGGUGGAGACCCGACGCCCCAGGAAGACCCCAUCGUGCCACGGGUAAACUACUUCUCCAAUCCGGAAGUGACCUACCUCAACAAGCCCACGGGCACCGCAGCCGCAGACAACGCUCGGUGCAUCGAGGAGAGCAUGGUGGCUGUGUCCAAGUUCAGAAAUGAUGGCGACUUCGUCUGCUCCGAUGAUGGGGAUGCGUGUGCCGUAGAUCCUGACUGCUGCGUUGGCUUUUGCGGUUCUGCCGGGAUUUGCGCCACCGAAGAAUGCGCAGGAUUGGGUGGAGACACGGCCACCAUCGAAGAUGGUGUCUGCGACCCCGAGAACAACGUCGAGGGAUGCCAAUACGACGGGGGCGACUGCUGCGAAUGUGACUGCUCGAACCAGGUGUGCGAUGAAGACAACGCCUGCGUUACCCCGGCGUGGGACUGCGUAGUGGACGAAACAUCAUCCCUCGUAGGAAUUGGCGUUGAGGGGGCAACCGACGUUUGCCCGCCUCUUUUUACCGGCGAUUUCGACAAUUGUGACCGCAACACUCAACGAUGCCAGUGCACCUGUCGAGAGAGCGACCCUGUCGCCGCGCUCUGCGGUUUCGGGACAGGCUUCGAUUGCCUCGACCCGGCCUCGGACUGCGUCGAGGAGCCAACAGAGUGCGUGGACGAUAGCGACUGCACCCUUCCCGAGGAAUGCUGCCUAUUGAAGCUGGUGUGCGAGGUACCCGACCCCACGGACCCUACGGCUUGCGGUGACCCCCACAUGACCGGCUUCCACGGCCAGAAGUUCGACUUCACGGGCAACGACGGUCAGUGGUACUGCCUUAUCUCAGACCUGCCGUCCAUGCACCUUAACAUGCGUGUGACGGCGCCCGUCUCUUCCCGGCCGGACAUCACGUACAUCACCGGGCUCUCCCUCAUCACCACCGAUGACGAUGGCCAAGAACACAGCAUCAUAAUUUCCGUCAAGGAUCCACACAGCCUGGAUAGCGACUGCCCGCCCGGAGUGUCCCCCUGCCUUGCGGAUGGCUCGUUGAUCGUGGUGCUCGAUGGAAACGAGACCCUGCUUGCCCCCGGUGCGAUUGAGCUUGCUCCAGACGUUAAGGUCUCCGCUGUCAACAUUCCCGGUGCCUGCCGAUCGUUCGGGUUCGAAAAGUACUGGGAGCGGAAGAAGCUCGAGUACGCGCAGGCUGGCGGCCGCAGGCUGGACGUACAGCAGUCGAUGGGGGAGUGGAUACUUGGGGACCCAACCGCGACCAACAUGGCGGAGUGCACAGAGUACGUGGCCCGUCACAUAGCGGGGGGCGAGGACGGUGAUUUGUUCACCCACCAAUCCGAGCACGCGUCUUUCCAGAUCGUCACACCUGCGGCCAUUAUCCGACUUAGCCACGGACGACUCCACCAGAUCGCGGAGCUCGGCCUACCGGACCAUUUGACUUGGCAGAUGAAUCUGGCUGUCGAUCACAAAGACGUGAGCCUGACCGCCAAGGGGGUCCUCGGAGAGACGAUGGUUCCCACCCGUACGGCUAGCGGGGAGUACAUCAUGCAUGGCAUGGAGGCCAUUCGCGGAACCCAGGAAGAUUACCACGUUGAGGGACCCUUGGGCCUUAACUUCACUCUGAGCUAGAGUACCUGGAGCCCGCUUCGACGCCUUCAUCUUCAGAGCAGAAAUUCCCGUGUGCUCCAGGGUCCACACGUAAACAAAGUGGGGGGGCCCGGGGGUGACUUGAAUCCCUGGUGGAUUGCCGAGAGAGUCCACAUGGACCACCUUCAUGACAAGACCAGCAUGUAUUUCCUGCAGUUUCGCAUCAACAGCAGGCAUGCAGACCAUCAAAAUCGUCGUGUGACACCUUUGAUUGUUCUCAAAAAGCUCAUGUUGGAUGGAUGCAGAGCCCAUCGGCGUGCAUACAAGAACCAGUCAGAUAUUCUUUGCCAAGUUAGUUCUGCUCUCUAGUCUAUGGCCACCAGUGGGUUAGUGGGUGGGAUGUGCGACAUCGGCACAGUCCCAACCGAAGGUAUGUUUAACUCCUGAAAUAGGAACAGGCUGUUUUUGCAUUGGCCUUUCCCACGACCGUCUCAUAUUCUCCCUGUCGACUAUUCAGGGUUGGUGGUAGGGUUGGUGCUCGACCGCGGUCAGAGAUGGUUUAGUUGUAGCACUUGUCCAAUGACUUGGUUCCUCUAAGAUCGAGGUAAAACUUUCAGUUGUUGCCAGAGUCAUGGGUUCUGUGUCCCCAAAGUAAACAGUUUGGACUUGGCCCAAUCGUUCGCUGUUGACAUCGGUGCCGUGAGGUACUGCAGAAACGCGGUUAGAACAUCAGAGAUCAGACUAGACAGCAAUAAACUGUCAUGGCCAUAGAUUUUUCAUUUGAUCUUUCUCGGGCUUGAGGGAUGUAAUACAUACAUGUACUGUAGUUGAUGGGUGAUAGGCUUCGACAAUAAAUAGGCUUUGCGUUGGGUUGACGAGGGAUAAAACUCAUGGCUGUCAACCACCAUCAUGUGGUUGUGGUAACAAAGUAGAGCGGAACUCAGGUGGAGCGCGCCCUUGCCUCGAUUUCAUUCAGUAUCAGGAGCGAGGGGGCGUUUAAUCAGCGCCGAAAGAUUAAGAUUAGUAUUGCCGAAGGGUAACGGAUUACCAAGCGAGGUAAUUUGGCAACCUGGCAGGUAUCUACAGAUCGAUGACUUUUCUCGAGAAGAGUAAGUGGGAAAAUUUCAUAGCGGGUGACCGUGGUUUUAUAUGACGGUAGUACGUAGCGAGAAUCGCAAGUAUUUUAUAUAAGUUGCCGACUGCGUUUUUAGAAGGCUCGUAUUUGUGGCUACAGGGCACAGGAAGUGGGCGCGGGCAGUUUGACGUUGGUUCGGCGUUUCUUCGAAUAGGGCCAGGACCAUGUUUCUUAUUUUUUUGCCCUAGUCUAUGCUCUUCCUGUUGGAUAUUUCCAUCGCAUCGUACAUGCGACAACUCUUGGUAAACAGCGAUACGUACAAUGUCGCUCUCACCUUCGUAUCAAGACACGCAGUAGGGCAGGUGCGCUUUCUGUGUUUGAUAUACUGCUGAACAAUCAGAGUAAAUUUUUUAGGAUCAGUUUGUUCGGUUAUCCGAUUAUGUUUAUGUAGUGCCUCCACCGGUGGAGCAAUUAGCAUUGCCGUUUAAGUUUUUAUCAUUCUCUACAAAAGUUUCCUUCUGGCAACAUUGACAUUGUUCUUGACAUACUUCUGUGGGCUACUCCAGAAGUUAGCAUUUGAUUGGUCAGCCUUAAGUUGAGAACGUUUUGUAUACGCACGAGACGACAUCAGCCGGAUCUUUGCCCAAGGGGUCAUGUUGUCUGAUUUGUCGACAACUUGGGAUAUAUGUUCAAGCUUGUUUCCGUCGGUAUGUUUUUGCUUGAAUGGUGCAGCCCCCGCGCAGCCUCCGUCCUCUCACGUCGGUUUUCUUCCGGUCUCUCCGACAAAAACAAUUACAUUUCUUCA